CUACUCCACCACUCCACACCCCCUUCCCUCCCUCGAUCUCGCUCCCUCGCUCGCAGGCCACACCACCUCUCCCGCUCCCUCGGCUCCAAGGCAAGCGGCGACCGGCGGACCGGCGGGUAGCGACCCAGCGACCGAGCGAGCAGCGGCAGCGAUGGCGGGGAAGUCGCACACGCACAAGGCGUUCCUCCUCUGCAACUACGUGCUCCUCGGCGCGGCCUCCAGCUGCAUCUUCCUCACGCUCUCGCUGCGCCUGCUCCCCUCCCCGUGCGGCCUGCUCCUGCUCUUCCUCCACGCGCUCACCGCCGUCUUCUCCGCCGCGGGCUGCUCGGGCUCCUUCACGGCGCCCGCCACGCCCGCCCAGUGGCACAACGCGCAUACCGCGGGGGCCGCCCUCACCGCCAUCUUCCAGGGCGCCGUCGCGCUCCUCGCCUUCACCCGCACCUCCGACUUCCUCGCCGAGCUCCAGUCCUACGUCCGCGACGAGGACGGCGCCGUCAUCCUCAAGAUGGUCGGCGGCCUCGGCACCGCCAUCUUCGUCCUCGAGUGGGCCGCGCUCGCGCUCGCCUUCUCCCUCCGCCUCGACGACGAGGACGACGACGACCUCCAUGCCAAGAACUGGCAGUCCUACAAUGUCUGAUUGAUGCGAUCAGCAGCUGGUGCCUGGUGCCCUGGUGUGGUGCUGCCACACAGUUGCGAGCGCGACCGAGCUCAGAUUUGAGGGAGAUUUGUUGAUUCUUUGCGUGAUGUUCUAGAUGUGUUGUUGCUCUCAUUCUUUUGUACUACUAUGUACUAUUGCUGUCAACUAAAAAUGUCAAAGCAAAUAUAUAUUGCUUUUGCUGCCA
Setaria italica (foxtail millet) is the source of this 842-nucleotide messenger RNA. RefSeq lists its product as uncharacterized. Lineage: Eukaryota; Viridiplantae; Streptophyta; Magnoliopsida; Poales; Poaceae. The coding region runs from base 152 to 637 and encodes 161 amino acids. The record is from RefSeq and is a predicted model, not a curated record. The transcript has a single exon.